CCUCGCUGGCCCCCUCCAUCACCACACCCUACACUCAAGUUAUCAUGCAGUUCAUGGGUGGCGUACUUUUACCCUACAUUGCCACUGGGGCUCCACCACAGGUUUAAUUUGAGCUCAGAGUUUAUUGUGGAUUAAUCAUCAGCUGAACGUACUCCUUCCUGGUGGAUAAGAUGGCCGAGUGUGGGGCUGAAGGUGAACUAUCUCAGAGGCAUCUUGAUGUCAAGGAACAACAAAAUGGAGAGCUGACAGACUCAGAGCUGUCUGUGGAUGAGAGGAAACAGAGGGACAGGGAGGAGCGCGAAACUCUGGUGCUAUGGAAGAAACCUGUGCUCACACUCCACUACUUCACUCUGGAACUGCUCAUAAUCCUUAAAGAGUGGAUAUGGAGACUCUGGCAGCAAAGACAGACUGUGUUUGGCCUGCUGAUCCUGCUUAUCCUUCUCUCCAUUGCCUACUGUACUGAAGGAACACACCAGAAGUAUGUGCGCUACAUGGAGAAGAAGACCCUGUGGUGUGCCUACUGGAUUGGUCUUGGCAUCCUCUCUUCGGUGGGUCUUGGCACUGGCCUGCACACUUUCCUCCUUUACCUGGGACCACACAUAGCAUCAGUGACUUUGGCGGCUUAUGAAUGUGGCUCAGUGGAUUUCCCCGAGCCACCUUAUCCAGACCAAAUAGUCUGUCCCCAGCAGGAAGCACCGGCACAGGGCUCUGAUGCUGAGCAGGUGGGCGUGGAUCCUGUGGGGACGGGCGGCUUGGUGGGAGCAGCAGCCAUCCAGGGAAGCAUUUCUCUCUGGACCAUCAUAUCCAAAGUCCGCCUAGAAGCUUGUAUGUGGGGUGCAGGUACAGCUAUAGGAGAACUUCCUCCAUACUUCAUGGCCCGGGCAGCACGGCUGUCUGGCACCGACCCCGAUGACGAGGACUACCAGAGAUUUGAGGAGAUGCUGGACCACACCCAGUCUGAUCAGGACAUUGCCACCCGAGCAAAAGUUGCAGUACAGAAACUCAUACAGAGGGUGGGAUUCUUUGGAAUUUUAGCAUGUGCUUCUAUUCCAAACCCUUUGUUUGACCUGGCAGGAAUAACAUGUGGACAUUUUUUGGUUCCCUUCUGGACUUUUUUUGGUGCAACACUAAUUGGGAAAGCAGUCAUCAAAAUGCACAUUCAGAAACUGUUUGUGAUCGUCACCUUCAGCAGGCAUAUAGUUGAGCAGAUGGUCUCCCUCAUUGGAGCUGUUCCACUGCUGGGUGCGGCACUGCAGAAGCCCUUCAGGGAGUACUUGGAGGCCCAGAAGGCCAAGCUGCACCAUCAUGCUGGAGAGGGGAUCCCAACUGAGGAGAGCUGGCUGUCGUGGCUCUUUGAGAAGGUUGUGGUCAUCAUGGUAUGCUUCUUUGUCUGCUCCAUUGUCAACUCCAUGGCCCAGAGCUGCGCCAAGCGCGAGCAGCAGGAGAAGUACUCGGAGGGCAAGACACAGUGAAGGCCAGCGAAUGCUCAUGGAGAACCAUCAACUUUUGAAGCUCCUCACCUCGUUUCUGCUGCAUUACCUGAAACAAAAUAUCAGCCUCCAUCUGGUUUCUCUCUUGUUAUUGUGGCAACUUGUUUAUGUUGAACUUGGACUUCCAUUAACUUGCUUCUGAAGGUUUUGCAUUUGGUAGUGAUUUCCACGGUUGUGCUCUGUAAGGUAGGUGCUCAGUGGGGUGCGUGUGAGUAAGCUGUAGCGUUAUUAAGUGUCCGUGUUGGUGCUUUUAGCAGCUCCUGAGCACGUGAGAAGCUGCUGGCAGUAAUUCUUCUUAGUGAGGCCUUAAGCUGCACUGUUCACUUCAGUAGAGGAACCUUAAAGUCUUACAUGCCCAUAGAGUCACUUGAAUUCACUGUAUUUGAAUAAGUUAGGAUUACUACUUUUGAUUAUGUGGUGCAUGUUCUGAAAAACCAGCAUCUUUAAAUUAAUUUGUUCAUUAACCUAUUUAUUUAUUAUUUAUAUUUGCUGCUUUAAGGUAUUGUGUAUUUAUUACUAUACUGUAGAGUUGUUGUGCAAUAUUGGCUGCAGAUAGAUAAGACAUGUAAAUGGUCUGUGAAUAAUUGUGUCCACUUCAGAGCCAUCCCAUUUCUUCAUAUUGUAGGAGUCAAUUGUGGUUGAGAUGUUGACGAGUGUUUCAUGCCAUUUGUGGGGCUUUAGGUGGCCUCUUCUUUUGCGGGUGCAGUAGAGCUCAUCUCGGUACUUUUAGGUGAGAAAUGAUAAAUCGGCCAUGAAUCACCCUGCUGGUCCCUUUGUCUGCCCUUAUUGUUCUGCUUCCAGGAAGAGAGCACGAGUCAGCUCGGGGCUACUUUACCAGAUGCAGCCAUAUAUUGAAUCAGAUCUAUGUCCGUGUGUGCGCGUGCCUGCGUGUGAGGCACAGAGCGAGACGGAGAUAGUAGGUUGCGUGGCUGCCACAUUUGUUGCUCUCUCUUUUAUCUUUUAUGGAUUAGGACAGAUUGUGCUCCACUAAUAGACUCGGAGUUUCACUGAGAGUUGUUCUACAGCAGAUAGUAGCUGUCCCCUUUAACUUAGACCCAGUCUUUGUCACGUUACUGUCUUUGUUUUCACUUGUCUGUGGAGAUUUUUUAAAAUUCGUUUUACUCCAGAUGAGGACAACGAGUUCAUGCUUGAUCUUACCUGAGCAGCUCCUAAUACAAAACUCUACAUUUCGUACGACCACUUUUUUUUUUCUUGGCUCAUUGGAUAACGUCAGCUGGCUUUCAAUACAUGCAGUACCUUCUUUUUUUUCGUAAUUGCCAGUGAAAUGUGCUAUUUUCUUCUCCCUCUCUGUACCGCUGCUGUGCUACGCUGGACUGAGCACAGUGGGCGCUAGAGCAGGCACAAGCAGGAGGGAGGAGAAAAAAAAAACCCUCAAGCGCACAGUGAAAAGCGUCUGUGCCGUUACCUCAGCUGAACCUUCAGAUGAACUCGUUGCACUGCCCCAGUCACGGAGCCAGGAGACGAAUCACUCGAGUAGAUUCAAAACAGAGGGGUACUGUUGAGCGAGCUGAACCCUGCGCUCUGCACCAGCUCUAGCCAGAACAUUCACAUCUCCUCUUUCCUUCUGUCAUGGUAAGUCGGAUUAGGAUUCUUUUUUUUUCCUUUUUUUUCCCCCAUUGUUGUCGUCUGUACAUGCGUCCCUCACUCUCUCGGCCUGUCAGAUAGCUUAUCAGACUGGUGUUGGCUGUUAAGAUUGCAAGGCGACAACAGUCUGUAGGCUGUCUGACAUUUCGGGCUCUUUCAUCUGACCAGCAUCCUGUUUUGUCCUCUUUCUGUUAUUAUCAUUGUCUCAGUUAGCAUCACUUCCCAUUUAGAGGUGUGUGCUGCAAUGUCACUUCUCUUUAUCCCAACCGCUAGUGAAACGUCAGAGACAUGGGUCUAUUGUUUAUUUCCUUCAUGCUGACGUCUGUGAGGGUUUUAUGUGGUUUCAUGUGGGGAACUGUGUUUUCUCAUGUUUGCAAAUGCAGAUGUGAUAUCAAUAGUGUACUUCUGUAUCUAUAUGAGUAUGAGUAUGAGUGUGUGAGAGAGAGAGAGAGAGAGAGUUGGCUCUGUCCUCUUGAAUUUCCAGAGAAUCCAGACAGUACACACCUUAUUGCAACACAUCACAUUGUGACACCCUGUCCUAGGUAUGGUACACUUAGUGCUCUCCCCUUCCCUUUUACACUUCCCUCUUCUCUUUCACAGAGUACUUUCUUCUGUUGCUCAAUACACACUUUUUGUAGGAGGCUGCAUUUUAUUGGAACAACUCUCUUGAGGGGGUGUUUUUCUAAGAGCCACAAAUUGGUAAUUAUACAAAGCUGAAAAUCAUUGCUUGACCAGUGGAUACUUUUGCCGCAAAGCCUCAGUUUUAUUUUAGAUUCUUUUUCUUUCUAGAACAGAGCAAAAGGGUGAAACUUUUUCCUGGUCAUAAAAGCAAAAUCAUUGGAUAACACUGGAAUGGCUCGCUGGCCUAGAGAGUGUUUUUCUUGGCAGUUUCAGGAUGUCCCGUUCCAUAAGGGAGCCCCCUUUUGGCAUGCCUGUCUGAAUGUUGUGUGUGCAUGUUUGUCUAGAAAUUCUGUUUAUAUUUCUAUGUGUAAGUGCCUGUAUUUCUUGUCUAAUAGAUCUCUGUACCUGAGUUAUUUUAAAUGUGUAUGCACUGUUUAUUUUUUCCAUCUGCUUUCACUAUAAAUAAAGUCUGUUGAAAAGAG
Messenger RNA from Scatophagus argus, 4198 nucleotides. RefSeq names its product vacuole membrane protein 1-like. The record is from RefSeq and is a predicted model, not a curated record. Lineage: Eukaryota; Metazoa; Chordata; Actinopteri; Scatophagidae. The transcript is spliced from 12 exons. The coding region runs from base 171 to 1472 and encodes 433 amino acids.